Molecule: messenger RNA, 1935 nt
Organism: Monosiga brevicollis MX1
Lineage: Eukaryota; Choanoflagellata; Craspedida; Salpingoecidae
Exons: 4
Coding region: 1-1935 (644 amino acids)
Source: RefSeq, a predicted model, not a curated record
AUGCGCGCCACGCUGAGCCAGCUGUUGCUCUUGGCUGGGCUGGCAUGCACUCUGGCCAGUUCACGCCUGACCACCGACAACAUUGAGAACUACUUGGCGGCCGAUCAGGUACAGCAGCUCAAGGGGCUGUCACGGGCCGCACACAACCAGCUGGCUCGCCAGCUCGAGCGCGUGCACAUUGACACGGCAGAUGGCUCCAACUUGGAACUGGAUGCUUGGGGCAUGUUCCGGAUUGUCGACACGGUCGAUGCUGACGAGAUGGCUGCGCAAGCCAAAGCCAGCGAGCAUGGCCCACGCCAGCGUCGCUCUCUGCUCGCACAGGCCUCCGCCUACCGCAGCGAUGGUUUGCCCCUCCUGCACAGCAAGCCAGGGGCGCCCAAUGUGAUCUACCUCGACUUUGAUGGCCACCAACAACCCGACUAUGGCUAUGGCUGGGCUGGAGGUUUUGACGCAAAGCCCUACAAUCUCGAUGGAGAUGCGAAAAGCUUCUCAGCUGUUGAAACGGCCAACAUCAUUGAUGUGUGGGGUCGCGUUGCGGAGGAUUUUGCCCCCUUUGAUGUCGAUGUUACCACCGUCGAACCCAGCUCGUUUGGAUCGCGAACCACACGCUGCCUGAUUACCUCCCGGCAACAACGGGACGGUAGCUACAUGCCCCACGGCAGCAGUGCUGGUGGCGUCGCCUUUGUCGGCGUCUUUGGCACCUCGUACUACCAGCCCUACUACUCGCCUGCUCUUGUCUACUUUGACAACUUGGGUGGUUCCAAGACCAUUGCUGAAGCCUCCAGUCAUGAGCUGGUCACGCCGCAGAUUGGUCACAACCUCGGACUCCCGCAUGACAGGCGCGAAGGAGAGGGUUACUUCACGGGCGUAGGCUCGAGUAGUGACCCCACUUCCUGGGGGCCUAUCAUGGGCGCCCCGUACAGCAAGUCGGUGACGCAAUGGUCCAAGGGCCUCAACGGCGUAACUGGUAGUGCGAAUGAUGAGGACGACAUUUACAUUAUCGAGGCGCUUCUCAGUUUGCGCCAGGAUGAAGCCGGUGAAACGGCUGACUCUGCCGCCGUGAUGACAGUCGUGGACGCGUCUACCAUUCAGGCAUCGGGUAUCAUCACCGAGGAGGACGACGUCGAUGUUUGGCGCUUUACCGUCGUGGACCAGGGUAUUGUGACCCUGAGCGUCAACCCCUGGUACAGCGGCGGCAACAUCAACGGGAACAACUUGGAUGUGGCCGUUCAAGUGCGCAAUGCUGCCGGUUCUGUGGUGGCGGCCGACGCUCGAAAUGGCCAAACCAAUGCAGAAAUCUCUUUUUCGGCCCAGGUCGGCACGUACUACCUCUAUGUGUGGGGUGAUGGUGAUGGCACAUACUACCCCUCGGCCUAUGGCAGCCUGGGCCAGUACACCGUCCAAGGUUCAGGGCACUUUGGCAUGUCCCUACCGACAACCACCAAGUCGACCACCACCACCACAACUACUACUACUACCACCACUACUACUACCAAGUCGACCACCGCUCAGUCAACAACAACGACGACGACGACGACGACGACGACGACAAGCAGUGAGGAUGGUGUGGCGAGCUGCAGCUGCCCAAGCCGCCGAGUGAAGUCCUUCUUCGAUGAUGAUCGCACCAUGGGCUUCCGCUUCAAGCAGGAUUGCGCGCAAGGGCACACUUUCCAGUUUUGCGUGCGUCGUUCGGAAGACUCGAGGAAACAGAUGACCGUCCAAUUGGAGCUGGAUUCGGACGUGGUGGCUGGUCCUUUGCAGGUGGAAUCUGGCCUGGGUGCCAUGGCCUGCCUGCGAUAUGAUGUGCCUCCGGCUCUCGCUGUUGAUGGCAACAAAUUUACCCUUCACAUUAUCAACGAGAAUGCGCAGGCCUUCCAAGUGAUGCAUGAUCGUCGCAAGAUCACUCGCACCAAGCACUGCGAGCCGCAGUUUUGA